GUCAAUCAGUAAAGUCAAAUCAAUCAUGUCAAUCGACAAUCACUAGAUUCUGACAAAAUCACUACAAAAUCGGAUACUUUUUAAUUUCUAAUAUUUUACUUCGUGCCGUGUAUUAUAAAUAGCUUUAUUUACGUAAUACGUAACGCUGCUGCUAUUUAGAAUAUUUUGACACAAAUAAAAUAUACUGCAAGUCUAUGAUAAUUUCAAAGUUUCAAUAAGUGGAUGGGUGUUCAAUAUUUGUGUCAUGCCUACAAAAUUGUCUAACUUUGCUGAUGAUGAAAAAUGAAGGGUGUCGAUAAAUCACCAACUGAUCGAGAAGGAAUGACACAUAAACCUUUAAUAACAUGUGCGGGAGACUGGAAUUUAUUUUGUACAUUGGAAGCACCUCUUGUAGCAGCCAUACCGCAAGAUUCUUGUGAGUGGAGGCGGUCCUAUGGAAGACCACCAAAGUCAGUUUACCUGGAAGCAUCAUUUGUGAAAUAUAAUAAAGACAAAGUUCAGGCAGAACUGAACCUAUUAAAACGCCCCAUAUUUCAUAUAUAUUGGACAGACUGUGCUGAUGUGGAAUAUUAUAAAACAACACUGAGGGAAGAUGUAGAAUCAUGGUUCAAACAAUUAGAAAAAAAUGGAAUUACGGAUUGGAUGGUGGUUUUAGUUGAAACAUAUGAUAUUCGAAAGACAAAUAAGCUACUUCCAAGGACUACAGUUUUAGACAAAAUAAAAGGUGAAUUUGCUAUGAAACAAACUGAAGACCGAUUUUUAUCUGUUAUUAAUCCGAUCAAGUCUGAAGCCCGAAGUGCAGAGUCAUGGCGGGCAUUGGUUGCAAAAAUCAGGCACUUUGUACUUGUUGCUUAUAACAAAGCGCUUAUAAAAUUUGAAGAACAUAUGAGAGAACAGAGGGAGAAGCGAAAUGAUCCAGAGUGGGAUUUUUGUAAAUACUUUAUAUUACAGGAACAACUAGCAUUUGUAUUAGAAAUGCUAGGUUUGUAUGAAGAAGCAUUGGUCCAGUAUGAUGAGUUAGAUGCCCUUUUCUCUCAAUUUGUACUCAAUUCAAAUGUAACGGAGAGUCCGAAAUGGCUGGACACAUUCAGACAGCCAGUAACGUCAUGGCAGGCAGUGAGACUAACAGCGUUGGUACCGCAACAUCUAAGAGACCUAAUAAUAAAGAAGAAGGCGUCUCUUUUAGAUUUCAGGAGUUAUCUCUUUCAACGUCAAAGUGCCAUGUUAUUACUUAUGUUUAAACCAUGGGAGAUCGCGUCACGAUGUCUCAGCACCGUCCACAAUACAUUGGUUGAGAUGGAUCUGCUGGGGGCCACAGCGGUGGAAGGCGCCGCGGCUUGCUGGGCGCAGUUGGCCUGCGCGGAGACUUUAAGAGCGUGCGAGAGACUCGCCUCCACGAAUAACGCGAUAGAAAUGUGUACGGCCACGCAAGCGCCAUUACUCCACAACGCCAAAGAUAAGCUUCACGAAUUGGGUAAGCUCUGUGGCUUACUACCAGGCUCGCCGGAGCCGAGUUCAGAACAACUCCACCUAGUGGUUAUGCUGUCAGCUGGUAUGGGAGACAGCGAGAACAACAAUCAACAUCCGACGCCGACUGACAGGCUGAAGGAAGCGCUGUGCAGUAAAACUAGCUUCCAGCAGUACUAUCUGGAGUUGGCUGAACUCGCUAUGGGAACGUAUAAACACAUCGGCAGGUUAAGAUUUGCUCGCCUCAUCGGUCGGGACUUGGCUUCGUUCUACUCGGAGUUAGGCGAAACUGGUAAAGCAGUUGUGUUCCUAAUGGACGCACUGCGUUCAUAUGAGGAACAAGGAUGGAGAGAUCUUGCGGCCCAGACGAGGUUAGAAUUAGUUGCGGCGGCGAAGAAGAUGGGAGACGCGGACCGAUACACAAAGCUCUCUGCUACUAUAUCGUGUACAUCCGAAUUAGAAAUCCUAGUCAGAAACUUCUAUUUCGAGGAGAUGACCAAAUCCAUUAACGUGGAUCUUAGAGAUAAAACUGACUCAGUGCUCGCCGAGCUCAACGAAUGCUUCAAAAUAAUCUCAGCCACUCUCGUGCCAUCCGACCGUGGACUUUAUAUCACCGAGAAUAAGGUUCAAUGUUGCUUGCUAGUCGAAAGCUUCUUCCCCAAAGAAGUGACCUGCAAUAGAGCGGCCAUCAGCAUAGAAACCUGCAAAGAAGACAUACAAGAGAAAAAGACACCGGUCAAAAGCUAUAAGACUGAUUUAAAUGUUAAUGGUAGUGUAAGUACGCAGACUAACUUGCAAAGGAAAACUUCUGACGUGUCUGCGGAUAGUGAAGUUUCUAAUUUAAUUAGCAGCAUAAGAUUAGACGACUUAAAACCUAAGAAUCCUUUACUAAAUCCUCUACAAAUAACAUCAAAGCUACUUUACAAAGAAGACAAAAGUCUACAGAAGGCAACGAUAGAGUGCCACAACCCAAAAGUGACUUUAAAGCGUUCUGACAGCACCAAAUACAGGAAACCAUCUGCUUCUAUGCGGAACAACUAUGAAACGUGCUUUAAGCAAGAAAACGUGGUUUUGAAACCUGGUUUGAAUGAGCUAAUGCUUGAGUAUAUGCCUGAUAAGUGCGGUACUUUUAAAAUAGGCCAAGUUUCUUUGCUCGUUGAAGGGAAAUUGGAGUUUCUAUCGAACGUUUUAAUCGGUAAUAAAGUGGGUUUCGAUGUGGUCACUCAAGGUGUUAGUGUUUACUUGAAUAAAGUUGAGCCGAAGAAGGAUUUGGUUGCUGGUUUGGAACAUGCAAUGGAACUCGUCGUUACUAGUGGCAGCUCGCAGAUAAAAGAGAACACGUCGAUAGUCCUCAAAACUUCAGCAGGCUUGCUCAUACGUUUCGCUGAGGAUUUUCAUAUGACACGCGAAUUAACUAUACCGGUGCCGCCGAGCAAACCCUUUGAAACUACUAAAGUGCCGUUGAAGCUUUUCGCCAGUUUACAACCCAAGAGGGAGAAGAGUAUAGAGCAUACUGUAUGGCUAAACUGCCCAUGGUGGGAGAACGCUACAGAAGUGCCCUUACACUUCUCGCCUCCCAUGUUGGCGUCGUGGCGACUGCUCACAUCGAACACUAGGAAGUUUGUUCACGUCACUUUGAAAUGUACAGUGGCCCAUCUCAUACAGUUCGCGUUGACAGAACCAAAGUUGGAGUGCGACGGGAACAAUAAUGUGUCGGAUUUGAACCCAAAGAGCGCCGGCGAUAUGAUCGUCGCCUCCGACGGUACAACAGCAUCAUUCAUGUGGGAACUCCUUAAGGAUCCUUUAGUUCAAGGCGAUCCUAUGAAAGCUACGUUCACCGUCCAAUACAGGCCGCUGCAUAUAGAAGAACCUUCUAGAACGUUCUCGUGCCCGUUCGACAUACAGGACUAUACGACGCUGUUCGUGGUCAAAACUAAACUGGAGCCGAGCAAAGGAUCAGACUUUUGUAGGGCUUCGCAAGUGUGCUGUUUGCAGCUAAGUGUACAGAGGGUAAACGAAACAGAGUACACUUCUUUGAUGUACGAAGUGUUGGCUGAUCAGACGAUGUGGGCGGUUCUUGGUCGGACCGCAGGAGUAAUAACUAUGGAAUGCAGCAGCACAGAGCCGCAGUCAGUUAGUCUGGACGUCAUGCCGCUAGUUGCUGGAUACUUACCUUUACCCACCGUACGACUCUCUAAGUACAUACCUGCUAAUACUAAAGAUCCAAAGAAGGAUAUCUCAGCUCAUCCACGAUUGGAACCCUUCAGUCCAGGUCAGGUAUAUCACGCGGGAAAGGCAAAACAAGUGCAUGUGCUGCCAUCUAUGCCAAAAGAACAUUUGGAACCCCCUGUAUAACACCCUUAAAUAGGGAUGAUGACGGGGAAAAUGAAAGUAAAUUCUAAUUUAGGUUGUCAGUUAGAUUAUUAAAAAAGAAUGGAAACGUUUUUUUUAUUUUGUCAAUCAACCAAAAAAUUACUAAGAUAAAGCGCGUAAAAGUUUGGGAGUGUAAAUAAAAAUUUUACCAACACAUGACGUCAUACGACAUUUCAAAUCAAUUCAACUCUGUCAUGUUUUGAUUAUGUGUAU
Chilo suppressalis (striped riceborer) is the source of this 4053-nucleotide messenger RNA. The record is from the annotation of a GenBank genome assembly. Lineage: Eukaryota; Metazoa; Arthropoda; Insecta; Lepidoptera; Crambidae.